Molecule: messenger RNA, 434 nt
Organism: Oncorhynchus mykiss (rainbow trout)
Lineage: Eukaryota; Metazoa; Chordata; Actinopteri; Salmoniformes; Salmonidae
Source: RefSeq, a predicted model, not a curated record
AUGGCUAGAAAGCCGCUGGGGAAGAAUGUGAAACAGGCCCUGCUGAACAUGCACAAGAUUGCCUCCGACAAGGUUGACCCCCACUGUAUUAUUAUGCCAGAUCGUGAUGAGUGGGGCAAUGGGCUGGAGGCCAUGCAGUGUGCUCUGCAGCUGGGGAAGAAUGUGAAACAGGUCCUGCUGGACAUGCACAAGAUUGCCUCCGACAAGGUUGACCCCCACCCGUGUGACUUCCUGGAGACCCAUUACCUGAAUGAGCAGGUGGAGGCCAUUAAGAAGCUGGGUGACCACAUCACCAACCUCACCAAGAUGGAUGCUGUCAACAACAAGAUGGCAGAGUACCUGUUUGACAAGCACACCCUGGGAGGCCAGAGCUAAACCACUUCCAUCCCCAGGCUACGGCCUCCGGCCUCUGACCAGGACUCCUGGCUUCUCUG